This is a messenger RNA of Thlaspi arvense, 561 nucleotides long. NCBI's taxonomy places the organism in Eukaryota, Viridiplantae, Streptophyta, Magnoliopsida, Brassicales, Brassicaceae. The record is from the annotation of a GenBank genome assembly.
AGAAGAGAUAGAAAAGCCCUAAUGGCGGAGGCGGAGAAGAGGGGCGCCGCCGGGGUGGCGACGGCGGACGAGGGGGACAAGGAGGAGGAGAGGUUUCUCGGGGGCGUGACGGUGCUGGACUUUGACAUGCUGUGCUCCACCGUUGCAAUGCAGACGGAGGGAAAAUAUAGAAAAUUGCAGGUCCAUGACGAAGGCGAAGGUGGGCAAGACAAGGAAUUCGGUGGAAUUCUGAGGAUGUGGGAAGGUGAGCUCCUGGAUUGCUUCGAAGACCGCAGAAUCGCUCUCGAAUCCGCUUGUUGUCCAUGCUACAGAUUUGGGAAGAACAUGAGACGGGCUGGUUUUGGUUCUUGUUUUGUUCAGGGACUUGUAUAUUUCAUUUUUGCUGCUGCUGCACUUAUCAACUAUACAGCCUUUAUUUUGAAAAGGAGAAACUUGUUUCUAUUUCUGGGCAUUGCUUUCUCCGUAUCUAUUGGAGCGUAUUUGGGAUUUUACCGCACACAAAUUAGGAAGAAGUUCAACAUCAGGGCUGAUUUCUACUUUUUUGGUCCAGAGUAUAAAUAA